Molecule: messenger RNA, 629 nt
Organism: Aspergillus nidulans FGSC A4
Lineage: Eukaryota; Fungi; Ascomycota; Eurotiomycetes; Eurotiales; Aspergillaceae
Product: putative AP-3 adaptor complex subunit sigma
Exons: 2
Coding region: 72-629 (185 amino acids)
Biological process (GO): Golgi to vacuole transport; protein transport; intracellular protein transport
Cellular component (GO): endomembrane system
Source: RefSeq, a predicted model, not a curated record
CAGCUUGCUUAGUCUAUCAGUCUUCGGGUCACAUAUAUUCGAUAUUUAUACACCAUCAGCCUAUAUCCGAAAUGAUCAACGCCGUGCUAGUCUUCAAUAACAACGGCCAGCCCCGCUUGACCAAGUUCUACACGCAAAUCGACACACAAACGAAACAAUCCCUUAUCGCCCAAAUAUAUGACCUUGUUGCCCAGCGUCCCCCUACAGCCUGCAAUUUCCUCCCGCUCCCUCCGAUACUCGCCCGCGGCGCCAGUUCCAGCGCAAGCACUGGUCCUUCUGACGCUCCAACUCAAAUUACCUACCGUACAUACGCGACUCUCUCAUUUAUCAUGAUCUCAACGUCCACUGAGUCCCCGCUGGCCCUGAUCGACCUCAUCCAAGUUUUUGUCGAGGCGCUCGACCGCAUCUUCGAGAACGUAUGCGAGCUGGACCUCAUAUUUGGCUUUGAGACUAUGCAUGCGGUUCUUAGUGAAAUGAUCGUCGGUGGAGUGGUUGUUGAGACGAAUAUUGAUAAAAUCGUUGCUGGGGUACAGAGCCAGGAGGGAAGUCUGGGGAAGAAGAGGGCUAUACAGGCGGCAAGUUCUGGGGUAGGGAGGGGUGGGCUGUCUGGACUGGCUGCUUGGCGGUGA